AUGAAAGUUGACGAUUGUUUAAAUAUUGAUUCAACUGGAUCUUUAAAGAGAAAAAGCGUUUCUUCAUCAGAUCGACCGUUAAAGAUGUUGAAGAGCGGCCAUGAAAAAAAUGCAUUAAUGAUAUUAUACGAAUUAAACAUUAAUGUACAAUAUACAGUGGAAAGUGAAGGACCAGAUCAUUGUCGCAUAUUUACCGUAUCUCUUGAAAUCGAUAAUCAAAAAUUUUCCGGCCGAGGUAGUUCUAAACAAACGGCGAAACAUAUUGCUGCAGAGAAGGCAUUAGCUGCAAUUGGUUAUGUUGGUAAUUUGGUUAAAUAUUCUGAGAAAAGACACGAACACAACGUAAUGAAUACCGAUGUAGGAGGAAAACACCCCGUUGAGCUACUAAACGAACUUCAUUCGGAUUUGAAAUUUAAUGUAAUAAAAGAAAAUAAGUCAGUUCUUUUGGCGAGGUUCACAAUGAGUGUUGAAGUUUACGAUGUUAAAUUUGAAGGCUCUGGUCAAACCAAAAAGUUAGCCAAAGCUGCAGCUGCGAGAUCGGCUUUGCACACUUUGUAUGGUAUUAAUUUUUUGAAAAAUAAUGUGAAUCAGGUACCUUUACCUGAAAAAUAUUUACUCCCUCAAUCAGUAGCAAGUGGAAUAUGUAGAGGUAUUCACGAAACGUUUCAAAAA
This is a messenger RNA of Centruroides sculpturatus (bark scorpion), 672 nucleotides long. RefSeq names its product interleukin enhancer-binding factor 3-like. Gene Ontology annotation, cellular component: cytoplasm; nucleolus. The record is from RefSeq and is a predicted model, not a curated record. Lineage: Eukaryota; Metazoa; Arthropoda; Arachnida; Scorpiones; Buthidae. The transcript has a single exon. The annotation marks the transcript as partial. Gene Ontology annotation, biological process: RNA processing; adenosine to inosine editing. Gene Ontology annotation, molecular function: tRNA-specific adenosine deaminase activity; double-stranded RNA adenosine deaminase activity; double-stranded RNA binding.